AGAAAGCAUCAGUUAAUCUGAGUCGUUUGUCGUUCGCACCUGAACUAACACAGACCACGAUGAACUCGCUGGUGGUGUUGUUUUCCGUGAUGGCGCUGGCCGCCGCCAGCCCCUCGGGCCUGCUGGCCACCGCGCCGCUGGCGUACUCCGCGCCACUGACGUACUCCGCGCCGGUGCUGGCCGCCGCGCCCGCCGCCGUCUCCAGCCAGUCUCGCCUCGACAUCAAGUCCUCGCCAGCCGUCGUCAGCACUUCAUACGCCGCUGCUCCUUUAGCGUACGCCGCAGCGGCUCCCAUCGCUCCCGUGGCCUACACUGCACCUUUAGCUGCCCAAGCCAUAGCGCCCGCUGCCGUCUCGCACCAGUCCCGCAUUGACAUCAAGUCAUCCCCGGCCGUCGUCAGCACUUCUUACGCUGCUGCUCCCAUUGCCGCUGCGGCUCCCAUCGCGUACAGUGCUCCUGUAGCUUACUCUGCGCCAGUGGCAGCUGCGGCCAUCGCUCCCGCCGCUGUCUCCCACCAGUCUCGUGUUGACAUCAAGUCAUCUCCGGCUCUCGUUAGCACUUCUUACGCCGCCGCUCCCGUCACCUACGCCGCCGCUCCCAUCGCCUACGCCGCUGGCUACGCGGCGCCCAUCGCUACUGCCGCCAUCGCGCCUGCCUUGCCCCUGGACACCCCUGAGGUGAUCGCCGCCCGCGCCGCGCACUUCGAGGCCCACGCACUCGCCGGCGCGCACCUGAUCAAGAAGCGCUCGGCACCGCUGUUCGCUGCCCCGGUCGUGUCCACGUACUCCGCGCCGAUCGCCUACUCCGCGCCCUACGCUCCCGUGACGUCGUACGCCUCCUACACCCCCCUCACCUACUCCUCGCCCCUCAUUACGAAGGCCUACAGCGUGCACCCUUGGUGAGCGCCAUCACGGUAACGAGGAUUUACUUGCCUCAGUUCAACGACAUCGAACGACAAUGAUUAACUCGUAAAUAAAUUGGAACAAAUAA
Molecule: messenger RNA, 990 nt
Organism: Cydia amplana
Lineage: Eukaryota; Metazoa; Arthropoda; Insecta; Lepidoptera; Tortricidae
Gene: CPH16
Product: cuticle protein 16.5-like
Exons: 1
Coding region: 60-902 (280 amino acids)
Source: RefSeq, a predicted model, not a curated record